Messenger RNA from Loa loa (African eye worm), 2256 nucleotides. RefSeq lists its product as hypothetical. NCBI's taxonomy places the organism in Eukaryota, Metazoa, Nematoda, Chromadorea, Rhabditida, Onchocercidae. Gene Ontology annotation, biological process: microtubule depolymerization. The coding region runs from base 61 to 2082 and encodes 673 amino acids. Gene Ontology annotation, cellular component: katanin complex. The record is from RefSeq and is a predicted model, not a curated record. Gene Ontology annotation, molecular function: microtubule binding. The transcript has 14 exons.
CAAAUUGUAGUUCAUUAUUCAUUGGUGAUAUCCGACAGUUGGACGGAUGGGCUCCUGCACAUGCAGUCACUUUUUGAGAGAGUAGUAAAUGAAGAUAGUGCAACCAUUGGUGUCAUUGGUGUACAAACAAGGAAUGUGUUCGCUUGUCCGCCCCUAGUGUGCUAUCCAUUUAACGCCACUUCCGGACAAGAUCACCUGAAGUCGGAUGAUUCAUCAACUUUAGUCACAAAUUAUAUUUCCUUAGCACAUGAUGAACGAAAUCUCGCAUAUGCAACCUCAGCUGCCAUUAAACUCGUGGAUCUCGAAACUGGACGCCAAAUGCGGACAUUGGUUGGUCAUAAGGGACGGAUUAAUGCUAUAACUCAAAGUAACAGGUCCAUAUAUAUGUGGGCAUCAGCAGCUACUGACUGCACAGUAACACUUUGGGAUACAAGGCAGCAUCCAGCUAACGUACUAGUGCGGCGUUUUGAUCGUCCAACCAACUGUUUAUGUUAUAGCCCGAAUGACGCUUUCAUAGCGCUAGGCUCUGAUCACUUGCACUUGAUGGAUCCACGUGUCAAAGAGUACAGAUCUCUUCCUUCUUCAUCUCAGGUAUUGCAUGUAUGCUUCCAUCCCUCUGAAUAUUUGUUGGCAACUGGAUCUGAGGACCGAUUAGUGCGUUUUUGGGACAUUGAUACUGAGGAAUGCGUCUCACAAAGUAAUCCGGCGGAUGGUACACUCAGAGAAGUUACUUUUCAUAAUGGUGGCUCGGCUCUACUUACACUUACCGACCGCAAAUGUAGUGCGAUCUCAUGGGAACCAUUUGAAAUGCUUGGACAGUGUAUAGUCCCACAGAUGGAUUACGCCUUAAAUUUGGCGACUUCAGAUUCAGAAGUUUUUGUUCUUGGACGGUCAGUGCUGCUGAGCAGCUUAUCAUUAUUGAUGGUACCUUAUGCGAAACUUCUUGCUGAAGAAGAUUCACGGGAAAAUGAAGAUCGAAGUGGUAAGUUAAAGGCAGCAAACAAACCAAAAGAUCUAUCGAAGGCAAAACCUGGUGAUCCGAAUAGGAACGAGCUGAAAGAGGAGUUAGUACUGGAGAAGAAGGAACUGGUACACUACUACAAUGAUAACAGGGCAUUUAUACCAACGCAUACACUGUCACGUACACCACCUUCACGGCCUGUGAGAGUGGUACGCACUGAAAAUGCAACUGUUGCCAUGACUACGACAACUGCACCGCUGGCUACGAUUAUAUCUAUGCCUACCAAAGCAAAAACACUGAGAACUAGGCGAAAUGACACAAAUUCAAAAUUGACACAUUCGAAAGUUGCAAGUAGUACGCGAAAAGCGGGUGGUAUAAUCCUGGGCACAUCACAAUCUAAUUUAUCAUCUCGAAAAGGAACACAUUCUUACGCGACAACAAUAGAAGUAACCAAUUCAAUGCCGGACAUUCGAUGUUCCAUCUCUAGAAAGAAGGAAGAGAAAAACCGUGGUCUUCGUGAUAAUGACGAAACGAAACAUCAGCGUCAGCGAAAGGAGCUGUAUCGAGAUCGAGAUCAGGAAAUACCUAGCGAACCAUACAGCUUAGAUGAUGUAAUCACUGGCCUAAACAAAUUUGAAAUGAUAAUGAAUCAACGACGUAUGGUGUUGGAGGAUGUAUUGCGCUGUUGGCGAACACGCGGUUGUGAAGCGGCGAUCAUGGAAGCUGCGCGAUCCAAUGAUAUAGCUGUACUGGUUGAACUGAUUGAUGCAUUCAAUCAUAUGCCUGCAGUCUGGAAUUUAACACUGUGUACUGCUAUUCUGCCUCAUAUCGAACCACUAUUCGCAAAUAAACAUGAAGAUUAUGUGGAGGUAGCAUUAAGUACGCUCAGGGCGAUAAUUACGGGUUGUGGGGACGUGAUUCGCACUGGUUCCCAUCGUCGUUUCCAAAUUGGCGUUGACGUUCCUGCUGAGGAGCGACACAUUAAAUGUGUAAAGUGUAUGCAGCAGCUAACAAAUAUAAGAGUUAAAGCUACGUUGUUGGCGGAUCGUAUGAAUAAAUCACAAUCGCAUGAAUUUACUGCUCUUAUGCAAAUCUUCGACGACACCUUGUCGCCAAGUUAGAGUUGUUUUGCAGUUUCUUUUCCGAUACUAAGCCACUUUCUGCCUAUCGUUUUGAUGAUGCUGUUUUAAGAUUUACUUCUGUCUUGAGGCUUAAUGUUCUUUAAGAAUUUUGUACGAAUAAACCAAGAAAAGCUUUUUUGAGAGGACAUGAACGAAGCUAACCUGGAGAAGGAA